This is a messenger RNA of Nicrophorus vespilloides, 1879 nucleotides long. It is a transcript of the gene Galphai, whose product is annotated as guanine nucleotide-binding protein G(i) subunit alpha. Gene Ontology annotation, biological process: adenylate cyclase-modulating G protein-coupled receptor signaling pathway. Gene Ontology annotation, cellular component: heterotrimeric G-protein complex. Gene Ontology annotation, molecular function: GTPase activity; G-protein beta/gamma-subunit complex binding; G protein-coupled receptor binding. NCBI's taxonomy places the organism in Eukaryota, Metazoa, Arthropoda, Insecta, Coleoptera, Silphidae. The transcript has 5 exons. Bases 131 to 1201 code for a protein of 356 amino acids. The record is from RefSeq and is a predicted model, not a curated record.
GGUACCAGUUGAUACAAGCUUUUGUAACCGAAUGUAUACGCUAGCGGGUGGAGUCGUUGUGUUUGUGAGAUCAACAAGUGUCAAAAAUAGAGGAAAAAGUGCGUGUUUUGGAUCCUAGCUUAGCAGAAACAUGGGUUGUGCUGUGAGUACAACAGGUGAUAAAGAGGCAUCCGAAAGAUCCAAGAAGAUCGACAGAGAUCUAAGGGCUGAUGGAGAACGUGCGGCCAGCGAAGUCAAGCUUCUUCUUCUCGGAGCUGGGGAGUCAGGCAAAAGCACCAUAGUGAAACAGAUGAAAAUUAUCCAUGAAACUGGAUAUUCAAAUGAGGAGUGCGAACAGUAUAGGCCUGUAGUUUAUAGCAACACAAUCCAAAGCCUUAUGGCUAUCAUCCAAGCCAUGGGACAGCUUAAAAUUGACUUUGCUGAUUCCAAUAGAACAAACAUGGCUAGACAAUUUUUCACAUAUGCUGGAGCAGCUGAACAGGGUGAGCUCACCCCAGAAGUUGUCACCUUGAUGAAAAAGCUAUGGAAGGACUCUGGUGUGCAGCUAUGCUUCUCACGUUCUAGAGAAUAUCAGCUUAAUGACUCAGCAGCCUACUAUUUGAAUGCAUUAGAUCGUAUUUCCCAGCCAAAUUACAUUCCAUCCCAGCAAGAUGUUUUGAGGACUCGAGUUAAGACAACUGGCAUUGUAGAGACACACUUCUCAUUCAAAGGAUUAAACUUCAAAAUGUUUGAUGUUGGUGGUCAAAGAUCAGAGAGGAAAAAGUGGAUACACUGCUUCGAAGGGGUCACUGCAAUUAUAUUCUGCGUCGCUUUAUCUGGCUAUGACUUAGUACUGGCUGAAGAUGAGGAGAUGAAUAGGAUGGUGGAAUCCAUGAAACUGUUCGACUCGAUUUGCAAUAGUAAAUGGUUUGUUUCCACUUCGAUUAUUUUGUUUUUGAACAAAAUGGACUUGUUCGAAGAGAAGAUCACCAGGAGUCCGCUCACGAUCUGCUUCCCGGAGUACACGGGCGCCAAUACAUUCCCAGAGGCAUCGAACUACAUCAAGGCGAAGUUCGAGAACUUGAACAAGCGCAAGGACCAAAAAGAAAUCUACACGCACUUCACCUGCGCCACCGACACAAGUAAUAUCCAAUUUGUAUUCGACGCUGUCACCGACGUUAUCAUCAAAAACAACUUGAAGGACUGCGGCCUCUUAAUGUAGACGAUCUCUACAAAUUAUUAUUAUAUAUAUAUUUUUUUUUUGUUUUAAUCCUCUUUACAUCUUUCAUCAAUUAUGUUUUUAAAACAUUGUAAACGAAAUAUUCCGCGAAACGUGUGCCUUUAUUAUUACUACUACUACUACUAUUAUUCAUUUUUGUGCCUUGGAUCAAAUGCCUUUUUUUAUAUAUACAUAUAUAUUAUAUUGUGGGUCUUUUUGCCCGAUCAACUAACAAUGUACUUCCAAAAAUGACCAAAUAUUGCCAUACGAAAGGGAAAUUGAAGAAAAAUGAAGAAAAAAAAAAGAACUGAGAGAAAGAAAUGAAACAAUUCAAACAGUAUUGAAACAAAGAACAAGAGAACGAAAAGAGAUGAAGAAAGAAAGAAAAAAAACAUGAAACGAAACAUUAUUGAUUGUGUACUGUAAAUUAUUUAUUAGCUUAAGUGAUGGAAGGACGCUUUCGUUGUCUUCCACUUCAUAUGAUGAUAUUUUAAUUGUAACUUCUUUUUGUAUUUUUUUUUGAUACGCCUUUAUUAUUAUUUUUUUUUAUAUAUACUUUUUUUGUCCAUUAUGUUUAAAAAUCGCCGUCUGGAAGAUGUGCUCCUCUGGUUUCUUUUUUUUUUUGAUGUGACAGCGCACUUUCCAUGCGGCUUAUGAAAUAAAGUUGAAAUAAUAAAAUAA